GAUGAUUACAAUAAUGGUAGUCACUCCUUUGUUUCUUCUAAAGCAAUAAUGGAAGAUGAGCUUGCAAACGGAUGUAGAAGGUCUUGUUUAAUUUUGCCACAAACCGAUAACAAACCUGGACCAUUAUCUCAAACAAGCUCUUCAAUACAAUAUUCGCAAGAGGAAAUAGAUAAA
Messenger RNA from Dentiscutata heterogama, 174 nucleotides. The record is from the annotation of a GenBank genome assembly. Lineage: Eukaryota; Fungi; Glomeromycota; Glomeromycetes; Diversisporales; Gigasporaceae.